Messenger RNA from Brugia pahangi, 204 nucleotides. The record is from the annotation of a GenBank genome assembly. Lineage: Eukaryota; Metazoa; Nematoda; Chromadorea; Rhabditida; Onchocercidae.
AUGGUGACUCUUCUGUCGAAUGCUCACCUGUCGUAUUUCAUUACUGUUUGCCGUUUCCACCAUUGCUCAAUAGGGUUGUUUACGAAUGUUGUUUUGCCUAUUCCUGGGUCUCCUAUUAUUAGAUAUAAAUCUGUCGUGCUGCUCCUGUCUUUUGCAGUUGUGAUUGUUCUUCACGUUGCUUUUCGUUUCCUUGAAGGUGGUUGA